Messenger RNA from Salvelinus fontinalis (brook trout), 6806 nucleotides. Its product is annotated as calcitonin gene-related peptide type 1 receptor-like. NCBI's taxonomy places the organism in Eukaryota, Metazoa, Chordata, Actinopteri, Salmoniformes, Salmonidae. Gene Ontology annotation, biological process: cell surface receptor signaling pathway; adenylate cyclase-activating G protein-coupled receptor signaling pathway; positive regulation of cytosolic calcium ion concentration. Gene Ontology annotation, molecular function: amylin receptor activity; calcitonin receptor activity. The record is from RefSeq and is a predicted model, not a curated record. Gene Ontology annotation, cellular component: axon; plasma membrane. The coding region runs from base 973 to 2820 and encodes 615 amino acids. The transcript has 16 exons.
CAGUUCUGAUGAUGAUGGGGAAGAUGAUGUUGGUUUCUGCUGCCCCUCCUAUUGCCAUUGUCUUUUGAGGAUUCAAUGCUGCUUGUGCUUGGUUUUCAGUGGAUCUGGUUUUCAGUGGAACCCGACUCUAUCUACACCUUACACAUAAGACACUUUUUUGUAAAAUGAUUUUUUUUUAAAUUUAAAUUUUAAUAUAUGAAAUCACAAACUCCUCACCUCACAAAAGAAAAGAUCAUUUAAAAAAUAUGAGUUAGUUAAUGUUCAACAUUUUCUUAAUGAAUCAGUAUCCAUUGAGGAGAAAGAUGAUAACGACAGCAAUAAUCAACCGGUGGGAGUCUUAAUUUCAAUUGGGUUGCAUGUAUAUUACCUCACCCAGGACGGUCACCCAGCACCAUCGCAUAUUGUAACCUGAGCGUUGAAUUUCCUUUUUAGAGUCCUUCACUUGUGCCAAGAGCGCCAGUCAGAAGAAAGCACACGCUGAGAUGCUCGCGCCUCGCCACUGUGAGUCUUUAACAAAGUGCAGAAACCCACCAGGCAGUCACAAUCCUAGGAGGAACUCCGCGAAACGGGAGGCAGUUAGAUGCACUUGGAUUACCGGUUGGUGAAGUGUCACAGAGUUAACCGCGAACAGACUGGCGCGUUAUCACCGCAAAACGUAAACCACGCGUCAGUCAUAAAAAAUUGCUUUCAUAGCUGCAAUGAAAUCAACAAUGGCAAUUGUCGCACUUGAUUGAUAUUAUUAUUAUUUGAUUUUCGAGUGGAUAUUCCUUUUCCGGUUGAAAAAAAUAUUGUAAAUGUACAUUUGGUUGAGUUAAAUAGAAUCACGGACGAUGGAAGUCAGUCUCAGAAUAAGCUUUCUGUCUACAUAGGCUGCACCACCGGGCUCUUCUGAAAUACAUCACUAUUGGACUCCUUACAGAAUUGUAAUCUUUCAACCCAUUUUUUAGCAAGACUUGGCUGGAACCAGACAGUAUGGGGUUAAAAAGCUCCUACUGGCUUUUGAUAUCUUUCAUGAUGAGCGGAACUGUUGCCGGGGAGUCCAGCUCUGAGCCUGCUAGCCCAGACACAUCUCUCAGGCCUGUCCUGACCAUAAUGGAGGACGAGAGGCAGACCAUGACCGAGGGUCAAUACAAAUGUCUUGAGCUGUUCAGCCGAGACCAGCAGCACAACAUCACAGGUGUGUUCUGUAGUCGUAUGUGGGAUGGCUUGUUAUGUUGGGACGAGACUCCGGUGGGGACCUACGCCACACAGAACUGCCCAUACUACCCCGGCCUGGACACCACUGGAAAAGUGUCAAAAUAUUGUGAUGAAUCUGGUAAUUGGGUCCAAAGUCCCUUCAUUAAUAAGACCUGGUCCAAAUGUCUGACGUUCUCCAAGGAAAAGUUAAAGAAGGUGACUCCCCAUGGUCUGCUAGAGCCAGGGUCUGUGGAGCCCACUGUGGAGACUCCAGUCAGCCAGAAGGUGACUCCUCAUGGUCUGCUAGAGCCCACUGUGGAGACUCCAGUCAGCCCCAGGGUCAGUCAGGAGGAGGAGGAGAGGAAGAAGAUCAUCGACGGUCAAUACAAAUGCUUUGAGAAGAUGAACAGAGACCAGCCGUAUAACAAAUCAGGGCUGUACUGUAACCGGACCUGGGAUGGCUGGCUGUGCUGGGAUGAUACACCAGCUGGGACAGUCACCUGGCAGAACUGCCCCAACUAUUUCCCUGACUUCGACUCCACAGAAAAAGCUACAAAGAUCUGUAGCGAAUCAGGACAGUGGUUCCGCCACCCAGACACCAAUAGGACGUGGUCCAACUACACCCUGUGUAACUUCCACACUACAGGCAAGCUGAAGAUGGCCUAUAUCCUGUACUACAUGGCGAUUGUUGGUCAUGCCUUCUCCAUAGCCUCCCUCCUGAUCUCUCUGGCCAUAUUUUUCUACUUCAGGAACCUGAGCUGCCAAAGGAUCACGCUUCAUAAGAACCUCUUUGUUUCCUAUGUCCUCAACUCCGCCCUAACCCUCAUCUACCUCAUAGCAGUGGUCAACAACCCAGAUGUAGUGGGAAGAAAUCCAGUUGGCUGUAAGGUGUUGCACUUCUUCCACAUGUACAUGCUGGGCUGUAACUACUUCUGGAUGCUGUGUGAGGGGAUCUACCUGCACACGCUCAUUGUGGUGGCUGUGUUCGCCGAGGAGCAGCACCUACACUGGUACUACCUCCUAGGCUGGGGGUUUCCCUUAGUGCCUGCAUCCAUUCACGCUGUGGCGAGGAAGAAGUAUUUUGAUGACAACUGCUGGAUGAGUGUUGAGACCCACCUGCUCUACGUGGUCCACGGUCCCAUCAUGGCAGCGCUGCUCGUAAAUCUGUUCUUCUUGCUAAACAUCGUGAGGGUGCUGGUUACUAAGCUGAGGGACACCCACCGGGCAGAGUCUAACAUGUACAUGAAGGCAGUGAGAGCUACCCUGAUCCUGGUCCCUCUCCUGGGCAUCCAGUUUGUCAUCUUCCCCUGGAGGCCAGAGAACCGCCUGGCGGGGGAGGUCUACGACUACAUCAUGCAUAUAUUAAUGCAUUACCAGGGGUUACUAGUGGCAACGAUAUUUUGCUUUUUCAAUGGCGAGGUCCAGGCGGCUCUGAAGCGACAAUGGAUUCAGUACAAGGCCCAGUGGGGUCAGAGACGGAGGGACCACUGCUCCAUGCGCUCUACCUCCUACACAGCCACAUCCAUCACUGAGGUGCCCGCCUUCAUGUACCACCACGACUGCAACAGCGAACACUUAAACGGCAGACACACCUCUGAGGACUCUGAGCUGGUGGCUCUUAAGACAGGGGAGACGUACGCCUGACAAGCGGGAGGCAGUCUGAGUGUCGGAGGAGAGUAGAAUUAAUAGAGGAACCAAGAUGGAGACGUUUCUCUAAUAUCCCGCCGCAGUUCCACAUUUCAUAGAUAGAACUGGUGGGUUCAGCCCCAGACUGUGAAGGAGAAGACAGUGUGUGUCUGGACAGUGAUAUCUCUCCCAUGAAUUGGCCAAUGAUGGCUGAUGCUUCAUUUACAUGACAUUGCUGCUGCUAUGGCUGCUUAUUAAAAACACUAAGAUAUACAGUACAUGAAACGGGAGCCGCGUUUGAAAUGUGGCGCGUCCUAAAGCUGCUAUCUGUGGGACUUAACACAUCAUGGGAAUGUUAAGGUUGUUGAUGAUGAUGAUGAUAAUUAGAAUGACUAUGAUGAUUAUUAUAAUGAUGAUGAAGAUGAUGAUGCUAAUGGUGAUGAUGAAACUGUAUUGUUGCUUUGCCUAUACCAAAGGGUGUGUGGGGUGGGCUGCCCGUAUGAGAGGCAUGCUCUGUGUGAACUGAAUCCAACACUGAAGAGAUCCCCUGAAGGUCACAUACUGUCGGACAGCACAGUGCAUGUGUGUUUGUCCAUGGCGACACGAGGUCAAUGGUUUAAAAGGCUCCCUGUGCCUAAGUUCUGGAAUCCUGUAAAUAAUGGUUUCCCACUUUCACUUUAAAAGUGUCAAAGUGUGUUUUAGAGGAUUUAAUUUUUUAUGACUAAAUGUUUUUUUUCCUUGCCAACGACUUGCUCUUUAAACACUUUCUGUCUGUUUCGUGAAGCUAGCGAGCUCCUCCAGACUGCUUACAGCUGCUGACUGUGCUAGCGGUGUGUUUGUCACACCGCUCAUUCUCUUGAGAAUAUUUUCAGUGAAAUAGUCUGUAUUUUGUUUGACGUGUCCAUUUGCCAAAAGGUCUAAUGUGAAGCUUCUAGGACUCCACAAUAAGCGUUAUUUGAUGUUUUGUGCUUAAAUGAAAGCCAUUCCAAUAUGGUGAAAUGAUUUUCUCUAUGUCAUAUCAGUUAUGAGUAGAGAGGGAGGAGAGAAGAAAAAACAGUAUGGUUACCUGCAAAAAUAAUCAUAAAAACAAUAACAAUAUACCCUUUUUAAAAGAAAAGUCUUGACAAUCUAGGCCUAUGGAAGAUGUUUCCAUGUAAAACCCUCGUUUCCCCAGGCAAUUAUCUAUAUUGAAAACAUAAUUACCUUGAAAUAGCAUCCUUCUAGUGUACAGAAUCUGUCAAAUGUGAAGAAAAUCAUUCUGAUUGAGGGCUAUUUGAAAGAUUCUGUUGUCAUUUUUCUUGUGUGAAUAAUACAGUGUAUUUUCAUUCACUGUUUAUUUUCAUACACCUAUAUUAUGCCCAUAGAUUAUUAUGCCCUUAGAUCCUAAAUGAAAGUCUUUGAGGCAUUUCAAUCAGGGGUCAAUUUAAUCAGUAGCGCAGAAUAUCUGAAUUGAGUAGUGUGGAAUCCCUUGCUCUUAGCCAAUCUGCUAGCCCAGGCUAAUUUCUAGGAGUGGGAUUUUGCUUUUAUGUCACAAAGGCUGUCCUAGGGAGUCAGGAAUGGAAACAGAAUCUCAAGAGAUAUCUUAAGUGGGGUUAUAACUAUUAUUUACCUUUUGUUUCUCAGAAAUCCUCAUCUCCACCUACUCUCAAAUGUAUUCCUUUGUAGGUUGCGCAACCAUAAGAUUCCUAAAUUAGACACAUGGAAAACCAAUCUAAACCAUUGAAAUACUGUUUUGUAUUGAGUAAAGAUGUGUGUGCGAGCGUGUGUGUGUGCGAGCGUGUGUGUGUGUGUGUUCAUGUUUAUCAGUGUGUAAAUGGAGCUAGUGAUGCAUGAGCCUUGGGGCCUUCUGAUGUUUAAAUUAUUCCCAUCUUCACAUUAAUGGUGUUUAAAGAUAGACAUCUGCUAUGAUUUAUCUCCAGGGGACUUUCAGAAACUAAGAACAGCUCUGAUCUGGAUAUAGUGGACACUUAGGAAAAAAGAGUUCCAUAAGGGUUCUUCUGCUGUCCCCAUAGAACCCUUUUUGGUUCCAUGUAGAGACCUUUUGGGUUCCAUGUAGAACCCUCAGUGGAAAGGUAUAACCCAAAACGUUUUUUUCAACAGGUUCUCUUAUGGGGACAGCCAAAGAACCCUUUUAGGUUCUAGAUAGCACCUUUAUUUCUAAGAGUAGAGCACUAUGCUAGAUAUAUACCAAGACUUUAGUAGGGUACCGAGGACAGCCGAGGGGAGUCAUUUAUAACACCUUUUUUAUCUAUAUUUAAUCCUAAAUUGUGCAUACAACGAAAUCCACAGCAACAAUAUGAUUUAUACAUCUCAAACAAUUUAUACAUGAGGCCUCAGGUGCCCAGACCCAUAGCAGACGAGUCUGGAUUUGAAUGCCUAAGACACAUCUUUCUUUGGGGACAAUCAAGCUUAUCUUACCUUAGACCCUGUCACACUUAUUGUGCCAAUCUAAUUUAUUUUACAGCUUCAAUUCCUAUUAGGCCAAGAUCAAAUAAAUCUUUACACUUAUGCCAAUGUUUAUACUGAAUCCAAUGUCUUUGCUGUUGUUGGGCCAUCAUGGAAGAGACAGAGACAAUCAGUUUGAAAUGGGAGAAGGCCAUUAGAUGAGGUCUCAAUAGGCUCUAUUCAAUUUGGAUUGAGGAAGUUCGGCGUUACAGAGCGAUUGAAAUGUAAAGGAAAUGUUUCCUCAAUCGGAAAUUACCUUUACAUUUCUAGUGCGCAUUCUGUAAGGCUUCAGCGAUCCCGAUUAAAUGGAGCCCUAAGAGCUCAUUCUGUAAGGCUUCAGCGAUACAGAUUAAAUAGAGCCCUAAGAGCUCAUUCUGUAAGGCUUCAGCGAUACAGAUUAAAUAGAGCCCUAAGAGCUCAUUCUGUAAGGCUUCAGCGAUCCAGAUUAAAUAGAGCCCUAAGAGCUCAUUCUGUCUGAUAUCAGAGAAGGUGUUAACUACUGUGCAUUCUUAUAGAUGAUUUAGAAAGGUUUUGAUCCAUCCAUAUUUUAAGUUUGAUUUGUUCUGGAUAUGAACACAAUGUUAAGGUUAUUUGUUCUGGAUAUGAACACAAUGUUAAGUUUGAUUUGUUCUGGAUAUGAACACAAUGUUAAGGUUGAUUUGUUCUGGAUAUGAACACAAUGUUAAGUUUGAUUUGUUCUGGAUAUGAACACAAUGUUAAGGUUGAUUUGUUCUGGAUAUGAACACAAUGUUAAGGUUGAUUUGUUCUGGAUAUGAACACAAUGUUAAGUUUGAUUUGUUCUGGAUAUGAACACAAUGUUAAGGUUGAUUUGUUCUGGAUAUGAACACAAUGUUAAGUUUGAUUUGUUCUGGAUAUGAACACAAUGUUAAGGUUGAUUUGUUCUGGAUAUGAACACAAUGUUAAGGUUGAUUUGUUCUGGAUAUGAACACAAUGUUAAGUUUGAUUUGUUCUGGAUAUGAACACAAUGUUAAGUUUGAUUUGUUCUGGAUAUGAACACAAUGUUAAGGUUGAUUUGUUCUGGAUAUGAACACAAUGUUAAGUUUGAUUUGUUCUGGAUAUGAACACAAUGUUAAGUUUGAUUUGUUCUGGAUAUGAACACAAUGUUAAAGUUGAUUUGUUCUGGAUAUGAACACAAUGUUAAGGUUGAUUUGUUCUGGAUAUGAACACAAUGUUAAGUUUGAUUUGUUCUGGAUAUGAACACAAUGUUAAGUUUGAUUUGUUCUGGAUACGAACACAAUGUUAAGGUUGUUUUUUUCUUCAUUUGGAGGGAGAUGAAUAUUUCUGUAUAUUUAGUAUGUUCAUGGCUAUGUUGUCCAGUGCCCAUGUCAACAUGACCGCAAAGUUUGUGUGUGUAAUAGAUGUGAAAUGUUUUGACCACUGUUUUUGGAUCUUUUGUUUUGCUUGUGUUUGCCUCUCAACCUCUAAGCUCUUUGUGUGGAGUUACUUCAAACAAGAGAAAAACUGUGUUUUUUUAAUUCACAAAUCGACCAGCUUUUUGUUUGAAAGCUAUUGCAAUCAGAAAUAUAUUGGAAAAGAUU